GUUGUUUGGCACAAGAAUAGUAGGGGAAAAAUAGAGGAUAAUAGCGGAUAAGCGUAGUCGAAGAAGCGGUUGAAAGCUUGGACCUCGGAGCUGAGUAGCUCGAGAGAGGAGAGGAGGCGAGGCGAUAAUGGAGAAGUACUUUGGAAAUGCAUACAGAGGAGACCCAGGUGUACCGCACGCGGAUCCAGACCGCUUCGUCAACAUAUGGAUUGGGUCGGCCGCUUUCUCUGUCCUGACCUUUUUCAAUCCCUACAUGUGGCAGCUCUCUAAUCAGUUCAAUUGGCAUGACAAGGCAUUUCUAUUUGAGCAAUACCAUUGGAAGAAAGCAAUGAAGAAGAACCAGCCAUAUAAAUUUAAGUGGAAUGAGAUGGACAAAGAAACGCGUGACUCUUAUUAUUUCAACUGGCCUUACUACUUCCCAUAGCUUUCUAUUUCACAGUCUCUCCUGAUGAAUUUUGGUGAACAAAUGGGAUCUGCGGAAAAUACAAGCUUAUGCCUUCUUUACCAUUUGUUUUUAGUUCUGCUUUGUACUGGUGGUUCAAACGCCUGUAGUUACUAGCUGCAAUGCUUUCUUGUUAAAGCUUCUUAUGAGACCAUAUAAGUAGUCUUUCAAUGCAUAUGUAGUAAUGCUUGAAGUCCUGGAAUAACUAACAAUGGCUUUUUUGUGGGUUUUUUCCUUAAAAAAAUGUUUUUCUAAUUUGAUUUUA
Molecule: messenger RNA, 707 nt
Organism: Hevea brasiliensis (rubber tree)
Lineage: Eukaryota; Viridiplantae; Streptophyta; Magnoliopsida; Malpighiales; Euphorbiaceae
Exons: 3
Coding region: 128-424 (98 amino acids)
Source: RefSeq, a predicted model, not a curated record